Messenger RNA from Suillus fuscotomentosus, 3092 nucleotides. Its product is annotated as amine oxidase catalytic domain-containing protein. Lineage: Eukaryota; Fungi; Basidiomycota; Agaricomycetes; Boletales; Suillaceae. Gene Ontology annotation, cellular component: plasma membrane. The record is from RefSeq and is a predicted model, not a curated record. Gene Ontology annotation, biological process: amine metabolic process. The transcript is spliced from 11 exons. The coding region runs from base 431 to 2953 and encodes 840 amino acids. Gene Ontology annotation, molecular function: primary methylamine oxidase activity; quinone binding; copper ion binding.
GUCACUGCUCACACCUUAUCGACAUGAGAAAUUUGCAAUUGAGCCACGAAUCUGCCACCUAAAAUCCUGCAGUGAUGAACUAGCCAUUCCAUCAACCGGAAGAUUCAUCUGCCACAUCUUUCAAAUUGCAGACCCAAACUUACAGAAACACGUGGCUACUUUAAAGCUCAGAAUGCUCAAGUCCGGUGUCAUGUGGGGGGAAGAUAUGUAUAGCGGGGCAUAAUCUCAUGGCAAUCCCUGUCGUUGAGAUAACGAUUUGAAGUCUUUGUCAUAUGUAUCAGCAGUGGCGUAUACGUUGGAUCACUCCUAAUCGGCUCGCAAAGGAAGUCGUUCACUGACUCGGAAGUUCAUGUGAUCACACAGGGCUGACCCGCGGCAUUUAAAGAGAACGUCAGAGCACUCUUGUCUCUCAUACCCUUCCACUACCACCAUGGCCAGUGGUUAUGAACUCCUGAAGGGCGGAGAUGACAACGAAGUCAAGUCACCCAAGCCGUAUCGUACCAUACGUCGUGUCGCGAUCGGUCUCGUAACAUGUUUGGCGUUGGUAACGCUUUCUUUUCUGCAUGUUCAUCCUCUAUCAGGAGAUCUGGGAGCACAAGAUCAAUAUGACGGAGACUCCGUGAGGACUUGUGCUUCACCCAUGCCCCCUACUGCCCGUCCCCCAGCCCCGAUCAAUCCAUGGGCCUCUCUCACCAUUGAGCAGACCGUUCAGAUCCAGAAGUGGUUGGAGGAGCCUGGUCGGGCUCUUAACCUGACGCGCGGGGCUAUAUCAAAGCCUUCAGACAAUCACAUAUUCAUGAUAGAAGCGUACUACCCGGCUAAAGCCAGCGUCCUAAGUUACUUCUCGUCGCUAUCCUCAUCAGACAUCCCGGAAAAGUAUGCACGGGUCACAAUUCACCACGGUUCUGCACCGGAACCUGUUGUAAAGGAUUAUCUUGUUGGACCGCUUCCUAUUGGACCAUCUACUCGCAUGGAGCAUCUGACGGAGGUAUAUCAUCUCGACGCUAUUCCGCACAAUGCACGUGGCUUUGAUACCCGUGACUGGACUUCCCCGGAAAUUUUUGAGAAGAUGGCGGCCCCUUUAAUGGAAGCAUACAAGGAACUUCUGGGCGGAACGCCCCAGGAUACCCUUACGACGGCCGGAAGUGGGCCGUUCAGCUCUGACGGUUCAUUCAGACGUCUGUGGCUUAGUUGGCGACGCAACACGCCCGGCUUCUUCUUACACCCACUCAACUUAUAUCAGUACGUUGAUCUCAGCGGUACCGAUUCCUCUCAAUGGCAUCAGUUAAAGAUUGUGUACAACCACCAAGUCUUUAGUUCCCCAGAAUCUUUCAUGGAAGCAUUCCACAACGGCAGCCUUAAACGUGUCCCUGUCAUCGACCCUGACACCGAUCUGUCGUACAGUACUCGUAAGCGUAUCGGAGCCCAACGUGAUCUCGACCAUCUUCCUGGACCUCGUUCGGUGUCGUUUGCAGGUCUAAGGUUCCGAGUGGAUCGUGAUCUUCAGUAUGUUAGUUGGAUGGGCUGGGGCUUGUACCUUGGUUUCGACAGAGACAUGGGCUUGAGCUUAUGGGACAUCAGGUUCCGUGGUGAACGGAUUGUUUAUGAGCUCAAGCCACAGGAAGCUCUUGCACAGUAUGCGGGUAAUGAUCCAUUCCAGGCAACGACUGCUUGGCUCGAUCGCUACUUCGGCAUGGGGCAGUCUGUCCGUGACAUGUUGCCAGGAUAUGAUUGUCCACAUGAGGCCGUGUAUCUGCCAGCGACCACUUACUCGGUGAAUGGAUUAACCACACAACAGCGUGCAAUUUGCAUCUUCGAGCAUGAUAGCGGACGACCUCUUACGAGACAUCUUGGUUACGAAGAAAAUGAGUUUGGGGCAGUCAAAGGCUAUGAACUUGUGAUCAGAAGUAUUGCUACGGUCGGAAAGUGUUUUGACUAUAUCUUCCAUCUUGACGGAACCAUCGAGGUCCGCGUCUCCGCCUCCGGCUAUCUGCAAGCUGGUUUCUACGAUAAAGCACAAGGGCAAUAUGGAAAUCGAAUCUGGGAAACCAGCAUGGGUAGUCUGCAUGACCACGUGAUCAACUAUAAGGUCAACAGCCUCCCCUGCGAUAAAUUUAUAGUGUUGAUGAUCCAUUACAGGUUGACCUUGAUGUGGCGGGUAGCAGCAAACUCGUUGUUGAAGACUACAUUGAGUCAAGAAGCAAUUACCCAGCCUUGGUUCGAGGAUGACUGGGGAGAUGAAGUUAUCCAGCAAGUUGUCACACGAGAAUAUAUCGACGAUGAGAACAAUGCCUUGUUAAAAUUUCCGACAAACUUCCAGGGCGGCUAUGCAAUCGUAAAUCAAGAAGAGACCAACAAGUGGGGAAUAUCGAGAGGAUAUGCUAUCCAUCCGGGCUAUUCUCCGAUCCACAACACGGUCGUUGGUUCUAAGCGGCUCCUGAAGAACGCGAACUGGGCACGCUACAAUCUGGCUGUCUCCCGUCGCAAGGAAACAGAACCCUCCUCGAGCAGUAUGUGGAACUUCAAUUUACCCGGUGGCCCUCCUGUCGACUUCCACAAGUUCUUUGAUGGAGAGAAUAUUACACAAGAAGAUCUAGUUGCCUGGGUGAACCUUGGCAUGCAUCAUCUUCCUCAAUCAGAAGACGCACCUAAUACACGAACAAAUACAGCGACAUCAAGCUUCUUCUUGACGCCUCUUAACUACUUCGACCACGACGUAUCUAUCGAGUCGACCAAUGCUGUCCUCCUGAAGAACCCAGAAAAGCCUGGCGACCCCUUCACAUAUGACGACUAUGGUGUUCAGCCCGCUCACUGCCUGCCGGAACACCCGUCACCUUUCGAGUACCAUCCGGCGAAGAUGUUCGACCUAGAUGGGAUGCCUGCACCUGCUUCGUCAAUUGAAGACAUGCGCAAGGCCUCGGAGUUAUAUCAUCGUAUCAAACUUGAGUUGUAAAGCCUUAUCGGAGAUGGGAAGGUGGCGUAGUGAUCAGGUAGCUAAUAAUGUGACUUCUUGCAACAUGUGUAUCAGUCUGUCCACGAGCCUAUGAACAAAAGGAGGUUCAGUUCCUGAUCCGUCUUUCAUCUUAAACUGA